AUGGAUUAUUUACGAGACUUAAACCCCCAGCAAAAGCAAGCCGUAUUAGAACUACACCCCCGCCAAGCCCAGCCACAAAAUAUUCUCAUUCUGACUUUUGCCAAAAAAGCCAUUAAGGAAAUCAAAAAAAGGAUUUUUGACCAAGUGGCUUCCGUUGCCAAAAAGGACUUACACAUUUAUAAUUUUCAUUCUUUUUGUUUCCAUGUUUUAAGCCAACAUUCCUAUUUGUUAGGUUUCCCUGCCAGCAAAUUUCCCGUCUACGCCCGCCACGAACAAGAAGAAGUAGUGCGAAAAAUUGUCCGGCAAAUUAAUUAUAACCACGAGCAAAAAGAAAUAAACACCAUUAUUUCUUGUAUUGAAUACCAAGAAUACUUACAAGCCAACAAGGCUUUGGACUUCAACGACCUACUUAUUUACACUAUCCGACUUUUCCGCCAACACCCCUCAGUGCGGGAAGAAUACCAGCGACAAUUUACUCACAUUUUGCUCGAUGAAUUCCAAGACAUUAACGCUACACA
This is a messenger RNA of Cetraspora pellucida, 518 nucleotides long. The record is from the annotation of a GenBank genome assembly. Lineage: Eukaryota; Fungi; Glomeromycota; Glomeromycetes; Diversisporales; Gigasporaceae.